GCCCCACCUAGCCCGUUGUUUUCCACCAACCCGCCUGCCCGCCCGAAACCUUCCUUGCGCCUCAAUUCACGUCUUAGACAUCACACAAUCGGAAAACAUCACGAUAUAGUCUUGUUAGGUUACAAGACAUUAGUUCAAGUCGCAAACAUGUCAACAUCUGAAGAUCAAGAGCUGAUGGCCAAGAUCAGCAAAUUAGCUGGUCAAAUUAAUCGCCACAAAGCCCAGCGCGAUGGCGUCAAUUCGGAUCCUAACCCCCCUUCCCGAGCAUCCCAUUAUCGUGCUGCCCCGUAUCCUCGUGGUGGCUAUCGUGGCGGACGUGGCCGACCCCUCCCGACCUAUCGCAACAAGACUCUAGUUCUCAAUGGACAAUCUCGGCCUGCAGCCGAUACUAGCGAUACCGCCAACGAGACUUCCGAUCCUGCGUCUCCGUCGUGGGUCACGAAGACCGACCGUCAUAUGCAGCUGAUCAACACUUCUGUAUACGAGAAGGAAUCGCAGCAACGCGCCAGUGCCAUAGAGCAGACUCAUCGCCAGAAGCAAUUCCAAAGGAACAACCGCGAGAAGACUGUUUUUAUGAACAACGUGCUUCAGGGUGUUGCUAAUGUUAAACCUGUUGGGCUUCCUAGCGUAUCCACACCAGCUUCCCAAUACGAGGUUGUAGUGGAUGGCAUUCUCUUUCGAGUUGUGCAGCAAGGCAGCAAGCUUGUGAAAGCACCCGACGACGUAAACCCCCCUUCGGCUACCCCCAAAGUGACAUCAAUCGGUGGUGUCAAAUUUCAUCGUACUAAGCACGGCAACCUUGUGAGGCACGGUGUCGUAAAAGCCCAGCGGUUUGCUGGCGGAGUUAAGAAGGUCAACGAGCAGUGCAAGACCUUUUCAUGGACCGGAUCAUGCCCGAAAGGCCCCGGAUGUCGGUAUAUCCACGAUGCUUCUAAGACGGCUAUCUGCCGAGAGUAUCUUUUAAAGGGUAAAUGUCUACAAGGUGACGCUUGUGACCUUUCACAUGACAUUACAGAAGAGAGAACCCCUCUCUGCGUGCAUUUCGCCAAGGGCAAUUGCUACAACACCUCGUGCUCAUAUAUCCAUGCGGCACACUCCCCAACAGACCCCGUAUGCCGAUCCUUUGGAAUAUAUGGAUACUGCGAGAAAGGAGCGCUAUGUCCUGAUCGCCAUGUAUUCGAGUGUCCUGACUUCAGCAACACCGGCGUAUGUAAGCUCAAGGGUUGUAAGCGGCUUCAUAUCGAAAGGGCUAGUGUCCUUCGAAAAGCAAACAACCGCGCAUCUAGUGAGGAUACAGACGUAUCUAGCGACGACGAUGACGCCGCAGCAGACAGCGAUGACAUCGACUCCGAUGAGGUUGAGGAGUUUGUCAAAAACGAUGGCGAAGAGGACCUCGAUUUUGUCCAACAAAGGGAUUACAUUGGGUUUUAACAAGCCUCGCCGGUUUUUUACUAACUAUCUAGGCAUUGAAGAUGUGGCUCGUUUGGACAAAGCCUGUAUUGCCAAGGCGAUGUACUUACUGCCUUUCUUAGAAUCGGUUUCUAGCUCUUUAGCUAGCAUCUAGACGGCACAUAUCACGGCCGUUGGUUGGCGUUUGAAGGUUGCCUUAUUCGUACAACAGUUCGUGAUACCCAUUGCGAUGCGUUUCGCCUUAGGCGACCGUUAGGAGUUGAUACCCUGAGUGGAAGAAGAAAAAAGAAAGAAAGACAAAAGAUAGUCAAUUGUAAUAGAAAAUAAACAUAUUGUAUAACCAUGAUGGUAUAUUGAGUAAUUAAGGAGUAUCUAUCUGA
Molecule: messenger RNA, 1790 nt
Organism: Daldinia vernicosa
Lineage: Eukaryota; Fungi; Ascomycota; Sordariomycetes; Xylariales; Hypoxylaceae
Exons: 7
Coding region: 148-1431 (427 amino acids)
Cellular component (GO): nucleus
Molecular function (GO): metal ion binding
Source: RefSeq, a predicted model, not a curated record